ACAACGUUAAAGACCUGUCCAGGAGCAACAAGGGUUGUCUGUUAAAGUGCCUGCGGGAAAAAAUAUAUUUUUGAUAGUUCAUUUGUUUUUAUAUAAAAUUAUUAUUUGCCGUUCAAGAGAGUUGCAUUCCAACCAGUUUUGAAAACCAGGAAACAGUUACGUUUCUUAGUAAUGUCUAGGAAGUGUUUGUUCGCACAAACGACAGCGGCAUACUAAACGGUGGUGAUUGCACCGUUUUCCCUGUGGAAUACGGCUGUUUAGAACUCGGAGUAAAAUAAGAUUAAUAUAAAAUAUUUUUUUAAAAAACGUGGCAUAUAUUGACUGGUGGGAUAAAAGAGAUGUUCCGGACACUUUCUUUCUGCUGCUGUCGUGUGAAAAAGUAAUUUCUGGCGAAUUCGGCAACUUCAGCAGGGAAAGACAGCAACAAUCCCAGGAGUCCCGGGAGGAAACUUAACAAUUUCUUUACUUUGGCUUGGAAAUCCACCAAAAUUCCGUGCUGCAAGGGCAGGCCCGCCAUGUCUUCCAGCGAAGACCUGAGAGACAUGGGGAGCUAUGACAGUUUCUGGGAGCCAGGGAACUAUAAGCGCACAGUGAAACGAAUAGAUGAUGGCCACAAGCUGUGCAAUGAGAUGGUCAGCUGCUUCCAGGAACGGGCUAGGAUUGAGAAAAGUUAUGCCCAACAGCUGACGGACUGGGCUAAGAAGUGGAGAAGUGUAGUUGAGAAAGGUCCCCAGUAUGGCACUCUAGAGAAGGCCUGGCAUGCCUUCAUGAAUGCAGCUGACCAGCUGAGCGAGAUCCACCUUGAGCUCAAGGAACAUCUAAUGGUGGAGGACAGCGAGAAGGUGAGGAACUGGCAGAAGGACGCAUUCCACAAGCAGAUGAUUGGCGGCUUCAAGGAGACGAAGGAGGCUGAAGAGGGCUUCCGGAAGGUGCAGAAACCAUGGGUCAGGAAAUUCAAGGAGGUGGAGGCAUCCAAGAAGGGCUAUCACCAAGCACGGAAGGAGGAACGUACCGCUGUGACUCGGGAGACCCACGCUAAAGCCGACCCCUCCAAGUCUCAAGAAGAAGUCCGCAAGCUGCAGGACCGGGUGGAGAAAUGCAGUCAGGAAGCUGAGAAAGCCAAAGACCGCUACGAGAAGGCCUUGGACGAGCUGAACCAGUACAACCCUCGUUACAUGGAGGACAUGGAGCAGGUGUUUGAAAGCACACAGGAGGCCGAGCAGAAGAGGCUGUGCUUCUUUAAGGAGGUCCUGCUGGACAUCCACAAGCACCUGGACCUCUCCAGCGUCGACAGCUUCCGGUCCCUUCACCGAGACCUGGGCCAGGCAAUAGUCGCAGCCAAUGACACGGAGGACCUGAGAUGGUGGAAGAAUACACACGGACCGGGAAUGAGCAUGAACUGGCCGCAGUUCGAGGAAUGGUCACCGGAGACCAGCCAGGCAAUCAGCAAAAAGGAGAGGAACAGCCGCGCUGGAGACGUGGUCACCCUGACGAAUGUGGUUUCCGCAGAGGAGGAGACGUCCCGCACACCCCCACAGAGCACCAGGGCUGCCAGAGACUACUCCUCUGACUGGUCUGAUGAGGAGAGCCCCCAGAAGUGCGUUUCGGCAAACGGGGUGAAGGAUGAGGAUGAGAAGGUAGCAGGAGUGCAAGUGAAAGCAUUGUACGAUUACAUGGGGCAGGAGGCUGAUGAGCUGAGCUUUAAAGCAGGAGAUGAGCUUCUGAAGCUGGGGGAGGAGGACGAGCAAGGCUGGUGUAAAGGGCAGCUACAAAACGGACAAGUCGGCCUUUACCCUGCUAACUACGUCCAGGUGCUCGGGUCCUGACAAGACUCCUACAGCUUAAAAUGUUGAGGUCAUGUGACUCUUGUCUAACCAGCUGUGAGGCUGAGAUACAUCAGCUGGUGGUUGGAAUAUCCUUUAAGGCAAAGUAGAUGCAAAAUUCUGGCUAAAAAUGUCAGCACUGGUGGCGUUAGUCUUCCAAAGGAUUUAAGCCUUUCGGGUGAUGCCAUAACUGUGAAUAGUGACACUGGCUUGUGUACACCCAUGGAACACUCGGUGGAUGUGACAGGGAAAUUCUAAACUAGCAGUGAGGCAUGAUAUUGGCUUGAUAUUCUGCUAUGACCUGGACUAGCUUAGUCAAUAGAACACUUAUAUAAAACUACUAUUUGAAAAAAAUUCUUUUGCUGGCUUAUCUUUUGAUUGCGUAACAUUAGAUAUGCGUGUGCUUUAUUUUUAAUUGCUUGCUUCGCCUCGUAUUUAUCAGCGGUGAUACGAUUCAAGCAGAACCGGGCUGAAGGUUUGUUUACAUGCUUAUUAGAGGUAGAUUUUGAAUGAAGAUUUUGUAGUUUUUUUUUUUCUUCCCAAUAAUUCUGUUGCCAGUGGGCUAAGAUAGUUGACCAGUCAAAGUGAAACUAAGCUAUGUGAGAAUGAUUCUAAGACCGAGUGUGUGUCUCAGGCUGCCUGUUUUACAGAUAUCUUGUAUGUGGCAUUGGGUGUGUCACUCUCCAGCUCACCAUUUAUUUUAUUUUUUUGGAAACCGAUUCAUUUACAAAGUGAUUAAAAUAAAUGACGGGGAAAAAAAUUAGGUCUUGUUCAAUAAUUCUGCUGUGUUAGCUCUGCUGGAUUGUGGGUAAGAAGGUCUAGAGUAAAAAUGCCUGAAAUAAAGUAAGUGGAAUGAGACAAAA
Messenger RNA from Brienomyrus brachyistius, 2686 nucleotides. It is a transcript of the gene pacsin3, whose product is annotated as protein kinase C and casein kinase substrate in neurons 3. The transcript is spliced from 11 exons. Gene Ontology annotation, cellular component: plasma membrane; cytoplasm; endosome. Gene Ontology annotation, molecular function: protein binding; phospholipid binding. The record is from RefSeq and is a predicted model, not a curated record. Lineage: Eukaryota; Metazoa; Chordata; Actinopteri; Osteoglossiformes; Mormyridae. Bases 516 to 1826 code for a protein of 436 amino acids. Gene Ontology annotation, biological process: regulation of endocytosis; cytoskeleton organization; plasma membrane tubulation.